ACACAGCAUCAGCAAUGGCGUGUAGCAAGGAGGAUAAAACAGUGGAGAUGAUUGGAGAAUUUGACGAAGAGCAACAGGAAGUGUUGAAAAGCUUGGCUGCUGCUCCCGGCGGGGCUCAAACAGAGCUACUGAAGAAGAUUCAAGAGUACGCAACAAAAAAUGUGGAGGCUUGGAAAAAGCAGAAAGUGAACGUAGGCAUCGUGGGAGACCCCGGAGCAGGAAAGAGCACCUUCAUCAACUCCAUUCGCGAGCUGAAGCCGAAUGAAAAGGGUGCAGCUAAAGUCGGCCUUUGUCACACUACAUCGGAAGUCACGGAGUAUCCUGAUCCAAAUCGCCCAAACAGCCUUUGCUUCGUCGACUUCCCCGGUGUCCUCCUGAAGAAAGGAACCUCAGACAAACACGCUUUCAACAUCAAGCAGUAUCUCGACAAACAUGGGAAAAAGAUGCAGCAAUGCCACGUGUUCCUGGUGUUCAGCAGCGGGCGCAUCCAGCACAACGCCGUGCAGAUCGGGAUGAAGGCCCGGGAUAUGGGGAAGAAGGUUCUGUUCGUCAGGUCACAGUUCGACAAAGAUUUGCAGGACAAGGAGAACGACGAUCCCGACUAUUUUGAGGGCAAGACAAAGGACCAAGCGGUGGCCAACUUGGUGGAAGAGCUUCGCGAGGACUACAUCAGCGUCCUGAAGCAGGUGGGAUGGGAAGGCGAGGUGCGAGCCACAGAUGUUUUCAUCAUCAGCGGUCGGUACGACAGCGUGCUGAAGGGCGAAUGGGACAUACCUAGCUUCAGGAAGGCCAUGUUCGGUGGUUUGAGUGCCUUUCAGAAGAUGGCUGUCAUCACCACCUGCCGAGACUUCUCCAAGGGCACCAUCAAGGAAAGGGGAGACAUCCUCAGGCGCCAGAUGGCAAACGUUGCCUGGGCAGCAACUAAAGGCUCCUUUGUUCCAUUCGUUGGCAUUAUUUCUGUUCCCGAUGCCCUCCAUUCGGCGUAUAGAAGCUACAAAGAGGCCUUUAACCUGACAGAACAUACGGUGGAACAACUCGCCAAGAUGACCAAGAAGAAUCCGCAGGAUCUCAAGAGGUUCGUGUCUGCAAGAUUGCUGGCCGGGACAGACGAUACCCUUGCUAGCUGUGGGUCUGAGGCAGUGGCAGUUGUGAGUACCAUUUCAGCUUGA
Molecule: messenger RNA, 1169 nt
Organism: Branchiostoma belcheri (Belcher's lancelet)
Lineage: Eukaryota; Metazoa; Chordata; Leptocardii; Amphioxiformes; Branchiostomatidae
Product: T-cell-specific guanine nucleotide triphosphate-binding protein 1-like
Exons: 4
Coding region: 15-1169 (384 amino acids)
Cellular component (GO): membrane
Molecular function (GO): GTP binding
Source: RefSeq, a predicted model, not a curated record